Messenger RNA from Cordyceps fumosorosea ARSEF 2679, 870 nucleotides. Its product is annotated as endosomal peripheral membrane protein. The transcript has a single exon. The record is from RefSeq and is a predicted model, not a curated record. Bases 1 to 870 code for a protein of 289 amino acids. Lineage: Eukaryota; Fungi; Ascomycota; Sordariomycetes; Hypocreales; Cordycipitaceae.
AUGUCUUCUCUGGCUGUUUUGGGAGCUGCUUUGCCGCAACUGAAGGAGUUGAAGAUCCCAAAAGAGACGGCGCAGCAUAUUUGGUCAAAUAUUGCAAUCCUUGGUGACAGCAUUCUUUGUGCCGACUGUGACGAUGCAGUCGGCGGAACGGAUUUUUCUGCCGACGAGGAGUUUGACAUUGAGUCGUUCAAGCAACUACGCAACUUGAUAAUCCCUGACCUCGGCGCGGAGGAUGUUCCCGACACGGCUAGAAAAUCCCUUGCUUCUAGCCUGUUCAAGACAUCGAUCAUCCAUGCACCCACGGAUAUCGACUAUCAAAUUAUCAACGGGGAGAGCGAGAACGGACUCUCUGCGCUCUACGAGACACGAACUGGCCAAACUGUAUUUGUACCGCCAACACGCCGAACAAAGAUAGCCUACGUCGCAUUUGAGGAGCUCUUUACUCUGGUGACCCAAGAAGAGGCCGUUGCGCCCUCCAAAUCAAAGCAAAAGAAGAAGGGCGAGAAGAAGGAAGCUAUUUCGCCAUCGUCCAUGAGGGCACGCAUUGCUUCAUCCGUGGCGCCAUUGUUUGUCCUGCGGUGCGCGCUCCCCUUGCGGGCGUACGUGGCCGACCAGCCGCUGCGAGGCCAGAUGCCACAGCCUCUGAGCCAGAGGAACGAGUUGCUGUGGAUGCUGGAGAAGCUUGUUGACUUGCACAGCGAGUCUGAGGCUAUUCCAGCCCUUAAGGGAGCGCAAAGUACGAGUAGGAAGCACCUGCUGCGGCUGUACCCGCUUCUGGUCAAGGGAUUGGUGGCGGGAGGCGAUGAGAAGGUGCUGGAGCUCCUGAGGGAAGCGUUGGACGUAAUAGGAGGGGAAUUAGGCAUUGUUUAG